Molecule: messenger RNA, 1425 nt
Organism: Paraglomus brasilianum
Lineage: Eukaryota; Fungi; Glomeromycota; Glomeromycetes; Paraglomerales; Paraglomeraceae
Source: the annotation of a GenBank genome assembly
AUGAACAAAACACAUGGAUGCCGUCACAUUAAGAAAUAUAAAGAAGACACCCCCGGUGCCUACUUGGAUCGAUACAGAGUAGUCGCAAAGGCUUCUUCCCGAUGGAAAAACCACAUUCCGUCCUCAAUAGAGCUUACUGACAGGAAAAGAGAACGGGUCCCGCCGACUCCACCACCAUGUGAUCUCUGUGGCGACUUCGGAAAUCGUCUUCAUGGGUGCUUACAUUGCUCUUGGUUCGGGUGUUGGCCAAAACAUAUGAAGGGUCAUCUUGUUGACGAGCACGUGUUUGCCGUUGACGUGGAGAGGCUGUUUGUAUACUGCUCGCAGUGUAAAGACUACAUAUACGAUGCCGAGUUUUUGUAUAUUCGCGAGUUGGAAGACACGCACGCUCAGGAAGACGAAGCUAACGCAAAAGAGCCGUGCGCAAAGAGAGCAAGAUUUGAAGAGUGGCAGCCAAGCGAAAGUGAAAUUGCCCAACUAAAGGCUCGGACCGAACAUCAUCCUUGUGCAGGAAUUCGUGGAUUGUAUAACAUAGGCUCUACUUGCUAUAUGAAUGCUGUUCUGCAAGCGCUCAUAAACAAUCCGAUAGUUCGCGCUUAUUUUCUCGCUGACAAGCAUAAUCGACAUCUAUGUGAGAUUGGGAACCACUGUCUCUGCUGCCAGUUGGAUAUCCUCUUUCAAGAGAUGGUCUCUGGUAGUAUAGAGCCCUAUGCUCCUUGUAGCUUUCUUCAUGUAAUGUGGCAGAACUUGCGGAAUUCUGCCGGAUUGGAAGUAACCGGAUAUUCUGAACAUGACGCGCACGAAUUAUUUACUGCACUUAUUGACAACGCAGCGAAUACGAAUGCCACUGCGUUGUUCAUAAAGCUUUCGGAGGAUGUGCCUAAGCGAGGCAGAUCGAGAAAAAAAUCUGGUGAAAAAGCCGAGCCUCUGGUAGACUGCCUGAGAAAAUUUACAGCUGCUGAACGUAUAGAUGACUACAAAUGUGAUUUUUGCAACGCACGAGAAACUGCAACAACACAAUUCACAAUCCGUCAACUGCCACCAGUUUUAAGCCUUGUUCUCGAACGAUUUCAAAGGUCAGCAGGUAAGACGCAGAAGAACGAGACACCAGUAUCGUUCGCUGAAGAGCUUGAUAUGCGGGAAUACACCAGUUGGGGGAAGGAAAGUUUGAAACAAGGGAAGCCACUUGACUGUUUACCGGAAUUCAAAUACAACUUAUUCUCUGUUGUUACUCACGAGGGAACUUAUCAGUCUGGACAUUAUAAGACAUACACCAGAACUGCGAAUAAGUGGUACGAAUUCGACGACUCGGUUGUUACGACUUUAACUUUGGAAGAUGUGUUAAAUCUUACUACUGAGGCAUACAUGCUCUUUUACGUUAAGGAGACAUUAGAUUACAACACUCCACGGACACUGACACGAUAA